Annulohypoxylon truncatum is the source of this 1320-nucleotide messenger RNA. Its product is annotated as cation efflux protein. NCBI's taxonomy places the organism in Eukaryota, Fungi, Ascomycota, Sordariomycetes, Xylariales, Hypoxylaceae. Bases 1 to 1320 code for a protein of 439 amino acids. Gene Ontology annotation, biological process: intracellular zinc ion homeostasis; zinc ion transmembrane transport. Gene Ontology annotation, cellular component: membrane. The record is from RefSeq and is a predicted model, not a curated record. The transcript has 7 exons. Gene Ontology annotation, molecular function: zinc ion transmembrane transporter activity.
AUGGGCGAAUUCAAACUUUCGUCUAAGCAGAAGCUCAUUGCCAUCAUUUGCAUUUCAUUCUCAUUCUUCGUCGCUGAGUUGGUUGUGGCGUUCUUCACCAAAUCUCUUGCUCUGUUAGCAGAUGCUUUCCAUUACAUGAAUGAUCUAAUCGCCUACUGUGUCGCCCUAGCCGCAAUCAUUAUUUCCGAUUCCAAGGCCCCCCCUGACAAUUUUUCGUUUGGCUGGGCACGUGCGCAGCUGUUGGGUGCCUUCUUCAAUGGCGUCUUUCUUCUCGCCCUCGGCAUAUCUAUCUUUCUCCAGUCAAUUGAGAGAUUCAUUUCUAUUGAACGCGUUGAUAAACCCGUACUGGUUCUCAUUAUGGGUUGUGUUGGGUUUACGUUGAACCUCCUCAGCGCAACCUUAUUACACGAACUUCAUGGCCAUGACCAUGGUCAUGGACACGGUCACGGCCACGCAAAUGAAGCGGAACACGACCAUGCUGAGAUUCAUGGACAUGAUCAUGACCACAGCCACGUUAACAUCGAGGCCGGCAUACAGGUGAAUGGCACCUUUGUCGAGGAUCAUGACGAAAUUCCCCUUACUCCUAUCAGCGCCCAUGCUGAGCAUCGUCACACGAUCGUGAAUCUACAGUCAUCAGGACAUGACCUCGGUAUGAUGGGUGUAUUACUUCACGUCAUCGGCGAUGCAUGCAACAACGUCGGGGUUAUUAUCGCCGCUCUGAUUAUCUGGCUUACGUCUUCCGAGGCUCGAUUCUACGCCGACCCAGGCAUCAGUAUGGGCAUCGCUCUCAUGAUCUUACUAACAUCAAUUCCCCUUGUCAAGAAUAGUGGCAAGAUUCUCAUGCAGAGCUCGCCGAAGGACGUGCCUUUAGAUGAUGUUAAACAUGAUCUCGAGAAGAUCCCUGGUAUUGAAUCGGUCCACGAGUUACACAUCUGGCGCCUCGAUCAGAAGAAAUCCAUCGCUACAGCUCACAUAGUAGUGUCAAAUACCGAGAUGAGCGAUUUCAUGGAUCGUGCGCGUACCGUAGGCGAGUGUCUACACGCCUGGGGUAUCCAUUCCGCGACUCUUCAGCCCGAGCUCGCAACCCCGACAACUUUAUCAUCCGUCACCGCCCCUGAUAACAGCAAUGAAAGUGAUGGGCGCAAUAGCAUAGGUGGCGCCGCAACGAACCCUGCGAUUGCGACUGGUGAGAUUGUGUCGUCCUCGGGUGCGUCGAUUAGAAGACGACGCAUCGAAGCGGCAGCCCCUUGUCAAAUCGCCUGUGGGAACCUGUGUGAGGGGCUGACAUGCUGCAAUACGACUACUAUGCGUACUAUCUAA